AUGUCUGAAGCAAUUGUCAACAAGUAUGUCGCAACAACAGACAAGCUUGGUGACCUACGCACCAGACCAGUUAGCGAACGGGACAAACAAUUUGAAAACCAAUGUCUUCGGAAUCGGGAUCAGUUACUCUACAUAGAUCUCUGCCAGGCCAUGAAUGCUGGGGACAUUGGACGAGUCGAGGCAUCUUUCCUGCCGUGGAUCUAUAUAUUUUGUGCAACUGGCAAGCAUAAGUAUGCAGCGCAAAUCAACAAGUUUUCAAUGAACUUACGAAGUGUAUAUCCCCAAGACCUGUGGUGA
Suillus plorans is the source of this 297-nucleotide messenger RNA. RefSeq lists its product as uncharacterized. The coding region runs from base 1 to 297 and encodes 98 amino acids. Lineage: Eukaryota; Fungi; Basidiomycota; Agaricomycetes; Boletales; Suillaceae. The transcript has a single exon. The record is from RefSeq and is a predicted model, not a curated record.